AUGGCGGGGCCAGACGACCCCACGGCACCGCGCGUGUCGCUGCUGUACCGCUCCCCGGGCUCGAGUGGAAUCUGCCUGGCAACCGUCCUCGGCCCAGACGGACUCCGGCGCGAUGCCGUGACGAUGCGCCUCGUCCGGCCACACGUGUUUUGCCUCGACGUCCCGGGCGCCCAGCCUGGCGACGUAGUGCGGGUGCGGUUCUUCGACGACCGCGCGUGGGUGUGCGCGUCCAACCACCCCGUGCGCAACGUCGACGGGACCAGCAUGAACGCCAUCCGCGUGCCGGAGCCCGAGGAGAGCGGGCGGUGGGAAAUACACUGCACAGGAUACGCGUUCAAGACGCGCGCGUCAACCGACCUCACCCAGUACCAGUUCCGCACGGAGGGCGGCUCGAACGCCGUCGCCUGCACGACCAUGUCGACGCUCGUGCUCUCGCGGCUGUCCUCGGGCGCUCUCUCCGCCACCGAGGCCCCCCCGCGCGAGGCCCUCGACGCCAUCCUGCUGGAGGGCGCGCUCUGGGACGCGUGCGCGCGCGCGGAGCUGCGAGGGGCUGGGAUGAGGCCCAACUCGCAUCUGUCGGUGCUGGACCUGAUCGACGUCGAGGCGUUCAAGAAGUGCAUGAAGGCGCGCAGGAACCGGCAGGGUAUCGCCGCGGACGGGUUUCGCCAGGCGGUCACGGCGGUGGAGUGGGGCCGCAAAGCAGAGGCCAGCUACGCUAAGAAGGGUCAGAGCGAGCGGCUGCCGGGUCGCGGGUACGGGCUGAGCAUCACGUGUCGCGGGCAGACGGUGGGGGUGUUCGUGCCGUGGCGCGGGGCGGGGGAGCUGCAGCUGUUCGACUCGCACGGGUACGAGUUCGGGGACGGGCAGCCCUCAGGGGCGUACGUGUGCACCUUCCGCGACGCGGAGCAGCUGCAGAGGUUCCUGGCGCAACGCUUCCCGCACCUGCCCGGGUCGGACAUCUACACGGAGGCGUACGAGAUCAACUACGUGACUCACCGGGAGUCCUCCACCUCGCGCGGCACCUUCCCGCUGAACGCGGCCAGCCUCGCGGACACGCUGCGCGCUCUGGCACUCACGCCGCUCGCUGCGGAGGACGCGCUGAGCCCCGCAACGGCCACGGCGCUCGCGCGCGGGUUCGCCGCCGUCGGGGACGCGGCCUGCGCGGAGCUGCGGCGCGCGAUGGGGGGCUACGAGCCGCCUGCGCUGCCCCCACCGCCCCUGCGCGCCGACGCAGAUGCCACGCAGGAGCUGGGCACCGAGCCGGACACCCCGGCGUCCACGCUCGGUCAGACGGGCAACUCCAACCUCCAGGCCACCACCGAGUUCGGAUCUCUCGCGUCCGCGGGCUCGUGGGGCUCGGGCAAGUUUGACGAGGAGCUGCAGGCGGCCAUCCUGAUGUCCCUGCAGGAGAGCCGCACGGGCGGGGCGAACCUUGCGGCGCCGACGGAGAGCCAGCCGCAACCUGUGCUGUCCGGUUCCGCAGUCGCACAGAGCCGAGAGGUGGAGCGGCGGGAGGCUACGGAUGAGCGGUCGGACCUCCCUCCCGCACGCACGGUCAGCCCCGUGCGGGGCGCGGAGCAGGCAGCUGAUGUCCACCCGGCGGUGGGCGCCACGUCCCGCGUCACGGCGGGCGGGUCGGAGCCCCCGACGCAGCCUUCCCGCGUCGCGGUGCCCUCUGUGCCCCUCCCAGCGCCUCGAGCGCGAGACGAGGGUACAAGCGCCCCGGCACCGCCACCAGGCCGCAGCACCGACUCGGCGACGCCGCAGACGACGCCGAAGCGGUACGCUCGUCCGAUUUCAGCCAGGCCGACGUACGACAGCGAGCGACCCAUUCCACAGGCGUGGGGGCACGGCUCGGCGUACACAACGGACGCGUCGCCGUCGGGCCGCAUCAGGGCCGUGGCGAACACCACUUCCCCGUCGGCCGCAAGGGAGUACGACCGGCCUGCGUCGAGCGCGUACCGCCGCACGCUGUACGCCGGGAGCACCAGCCCAGCGCACACGAGCGGCUACGCCGUGGACAGGAGCGCGCUGCCGGAGUCGUCGGGGGCGCGGUACGAUACGUACAGAUCGACGUACACCUCGCGCACGUACCGCGACUACGACUACACGACGACUGGCCGCGAGUCGACCGCCAGGGCACCUGCGACACACGCCUACGCCUACACGGCGCCGAGGAGCGCGCAAUACGACUACGGCUCGACGCUCGGAGCUCGGCCAUCCUCUGCCGCGGACGCGUGGCGCUCCAGCUCGACGUGGACGUCGUCGACGUCACCCCUUAUUUCAACGACGACGACGACGACGACGACGACAGGCAGGACGGGGCUCUCGCGCGGCCGGUUCGAGACGGGGCUGCAGGGCGGCGGCGCCCCCACCAGUCGACCGUCGCGGUACGGUGCUGACGCCGUGCAGGACAUCAUCGAUAAGGUGGACCGCCUGCGACUCUCGCUGCCGCAGAGCAGGACCAAAGUCGACCCGUACGCGCUGUAA
Pedinophyceae sp. YPF-701 is the source of this 2490-nucleotide messenger RNA. NCBI's taxonomy places the organism in Eukaryota, Viridiplantae, Chlorophyta, Pedinophyceae. The record is from the annotation of a GenBank genome assembly.